AUGCCCCAUGUGAACAACAUGGAACAGCUUCUGAAAAAGCUGGCCGGUUGUUGGCACGAGUCCGCUGCUGGAGGUGACGUGGCUCGGCUGGAGCUCUACCAGGCCAUCACCGCGAAGGGGCUCUCCGGAGACGACGAGGAGUCUACAUCCAGAGCUUUCGAGCGGCAGCGAGGUGCCAUCCUGCGGGUCCUGUCGUCCUGCGAUGACAUCCAGAAAUCUGCCCUUGAGCUGUUGGGUCACAUCGUCGCCAUGGCAUCGUCGUGUGAGGGACCCGCCUGUCAACCAAGCCAGGCGUCGUCGCUAUGGAUGGCUGUGGCCAGGGUCUUAGACGGCGAGGAUUCGAAGAGGAUGGUCAAGGUCAUGGCGCUGUUCGCCAUCGCCAAGAAUACCAUGGCGCCUGAUCUGGUGGCGCCGAGCGUGGCGCAGCUGGCGCCCGCGGUGGCUCAAACGAUGCGGAUGGAGAGCACGGUCGCCCGGCAGCAGUCAGCCAUGGCCAUCCACAGCCUCCUCGGUUCCGUCCCGGGUGCCAUGGCACGGUGUGACCCGGGUAGAGCAGACCGCCCAGAGGAGGAGGACAGCUUCUGGGUGCGCUGCCUGCUGCGGCUUUGCUUCGACGACGCCGUCAAAGUCCGGGCAGAUGCCCUCAAGGCAGCGGAGAGGGCCGUGUCGCUGGGCGGACUGAGAGGGAACGCCGGGAUCGCGGCGUGGGUGCUCGAGGCACUCAGGGAUGGCAGGCUUUCCCAAGGCAUGAGCAGGGUGCUCUUCUACGAUGCGAGUUCUCAGUCACAAGCCACGGUACCAGGGGCGGCCGGGGAAGCAGAUCCGCUCCCUCACGCGUUGGGGUCUUCCUCGACUGCAGCAGCACCGGAUAGGACGAACCCGCGGCAAGCCACGCCACAGCGAGUCAAGCACGCGAUCAGGGUGUGGGCGGUGCAUCUCUCGUUGGCAGACCCGACCAGGCUCCUCAGAGCGAAGGACUCGGCCGGAAAGAAGAGGCUUCUCGACGUCGGCACCGGGUUGUUCACGUGGCUAUCCGGGAAGUCUGCCGACGGUCGGGACGACGUGAAGGUGCAGGCGGUGGAGUCGUGGGAGAUGUUCGCUGUCAGCAUGAUGGCCCAGAUCGGCCGUGAAGAGGCGAAAAAGGUGGCUCACAUGUUCCUGAGAGCUUUGUCCCGCUGGGUCCUCAAAGAAAAGUGA
This is a messenger RNA of Ectocarpus siliculosus, 1197 nucleotides long. Lineage: Eukaryota; Phaeophyceae; Ectocarpales; Ectocarpaceae. The record is from the annotation of a GenBank genome assembly.